ACGGUUCUUCAAUUUAACAAACCAUCCAUUCUGUUUCUUGAAAAGAAGGUUCGAGAGCUUUGACGACACACCCCUCCCGAGGGAUCCCUCUGCGUAAUCUCACUGACACAAUCGGCCUCAGUCUCACAACUCUCACCCGCUCCCCUCCUCCAGGCGCUCUACGACUUGGCUUGGCAACAUCUCUUCCGCCUCUACUUCUACCUGCCAAAUCCUCCGUAUCGCGACAUGAGGUAGAAUUGAGCAAAGAUGACCAGCUACAUCCUCCUCUCUCUCCCCCUGAGAACCUUCGACACCGGCGACAAGGACGAGGCGAUUCAGUCGAUCGGUUCGACCGUCAAUCCCGAAAAUGGCGCCGUAACGCCCUUCCCCAUACCAGCGUUCAAAAUCGGCACGCUGGAUGCGCUGGUGCAGCAGGCGGACGAGCUGGCCAAGCUCCAUACGAACUGCGAGGGUGUCGUCCAGAGAGUGGCGGACUCGUUGAAGACGAUCCUGGACGGGGACGAGGACAAGAUCGCGCAGAAUAAAAUGGUGAACGACAAGCCUACGGAUCAGUACCUGCGAACAUUUAGCUGGAACAAGGUCAGAUACCGAUCUGACCGACCCAUGGCAGAGUUGAUCGAGACCCUGCAGAAGGAGCUCGUCAACAUCGACAAUGAUGUCAAGGGCAAAUUCAACCAGUACAACUCGGUCAAGACCAACCUUGCCGGCCUGCAACGGAAGCAGACUGGAAAUCUCACCACCAAGUCUCUCACACCGAUCGUGGAUCCUUCCCUUCUCGUCACAGACUCCGAGUACCUCGAGACGCACCUGAUCGUGGUGCCCGCCAACAGCCGUAAAGAGUUCCUCAAGAGCUAUGAGACGCUAGCGCCCAUGGUCGUGCCGCGGUCGAGCAUCGAGGUGGCCAAGGAUGAGGAGUUUGUGCUCUUCGCCGUCACGACGUUCAAGAAGACUAGCGCCGAGUUCCUGCAGAAGUGCCGCGAGUCAAAGUGGACGCCGAGACAGUACAAGUACGUCGAGGGCGGCAAGGAGGAGGAGCAGAAGGAGCUGGAACGGAUGGGACGCGAGGAGAAGAAGGUGUGGGGCGAGGCGUUGCGACUGGGCCGCACAGGCUGGUCAGAGGCCGUGAUGGUGUGGGCUCAUGUCAUGACGUUGAGGGUGUUUGUGGAGACGGUGCUGCGCUAUGGUCUCCCGUUGGAAUACACCACACCGAAACAGUCCGGCAAGAUCAAGACCUCACUGGAUUCGGCAUACUCUUACCUGGGAGGCAACGCUUUCGGCAGGGACAAGAAGGGCAGGAUCACCAAGGACGACGCGGCCCUCACUUCUGAGAUGACAGCCGCCGGCCUUGGGGGAGAAGGCAACGACUAUACGGCGUAUGUAUUCUAUGAGUUUGGGUUCCCUUAGGAACCGAAGCAGCUGCAUGAUCCGGACGGCGGUCUGUGUAUGUACUACUAGUAGUAGUAUCUUGGGAGGCUUAUAUAUACCUGUCGAUACCUCG
Messenger RNA from Cryphonectria parasitica EP155, 1498 nucleotides. RefSeq lists its product as uncharacterized. Bases 247 to 1404 code for a protein of 385 amino acids. The record is from RefSeq and is a predicted model, not a curated record. Lineage: Eukaryota; Fungi; Ascomycota; Sordariomycetes; Diaporthales; Cryphonectriaceae. The transcript has 5 exons. Gene Ontology annotation, biological process: proton transmembrane transport. Gene Ontology annotation, cellular component: vacuolar proton-transporting V-type ATPase, V1 domain. Gene Ontology annotation, molecular function: proton-transporting ATPase activity, rotational mechanism.